Messenger RNA from Fomitiporia mediterranea MF3/22, 2130 nucleotides. RefSeq lists its product as uncharacterized. Bases 226 to 1968 code for a protein of 580 amino acids. Gene Ontology annotation, biological process: regulation of DNA-templated transcription. The record is from RefSeq and is a predicted model, not a curated record. Gene Ontology annotation, molecular function: DNA binding. The transcript has 3 exons. NCBI's taxonomy places the organism in Eukaryota, Fungi, Basidiomycota, Agaricomycetes, Hymenochaetales, Hymenochaetaceae.
UUGCACCAGGCAAAUAGCUCCUUGCUGUCUGCUGUAUGCGAUGGGGACGAAUCAUUAACGAGGUUCAGUGACGACUUGGUGUCUGUGGACUACUACCUUCACAGACAGAAUGACCUUUUGCCAGAAUUAGGCUUGCUGGCAUCUCAUACUAGUGAGCACAUAAUAGCAUUGGCAUCUAGCUUCUCAGAGCUUCGUGUUAGCGAGGAGUGCUUGGGAAAGAAUUUGAUGUUAGAUGUCAAUGGAAUUCUGGACAAUGCAUUCCCACUCAGCAUGCCGACGUCGUCACUGCCAACUCCAGGAAAGGACAACACCACAGCCCAUGAUGUCUACUCUGCUAGAGAUUCCAGCCAAAGACCUGCCUGGGUAUUGGUCAAAGAUUUUACUGCUGCAUGCAAGUGGUUGGCAAAGCAUUUCUUUAACCCUUAUCCUUCACCUUCUGUCAAGAAGGAGCUUGCCGGGCUCUCCGACAUUUCUGCUAAAUCAAUGGACGAUUGGUUUACAGUUGCCCGGCGAAAAAUCGGAUGGACUGCAUUUUCGAAGCGCUACUUUCAAAGCAAUCGUUCGCUAGCCUUGGACUGUGCACAUCGUGUGUUCGUCGAGGGAUCCAAGCACCACUCGUAUUGCCAAGAGAUCGUGCACGAUUUGGAGAAAAUCAAAGUCAUGGCCGAACAUUUUUAUGUUACUGCAAAUCGCAAUACUCAUGAGCCGAGCUAUUUUGCAAAGGAACUGGAUAACAUCAGUACUCAAACGGUGGAGUUGGCCAGUAGGCCUGUUUAUCGAAGACUUUCAACAUCUUCGACGAGCAGCUCACAAGUAUCCGUGUCACAACCCUCGUCAAUUUACCCUUUGUCGCGCAAACGCUUGCGAAACAACAAUGAGUCCAAUGAGGCGUUCAACUCUGGAGGUUUAUGCUUAUCCAGACCAUGCAAGCGAAGCAGGAGCAUGAGCUCUCCAUCAAGAGAGUCUUCAUUGACGUCUUGUUCGUCAGAAUCAAACGUGACACUCCACGAACUCAUCACGCCUGUGUCCUCGCCUAAUCACCCGAAUUUGCCUCUGGAAUUAUUUGAUGGUUGGAUGGACAGUGUUUCUGCAGAGUCUACCUUCCUACCACACGACGUUGCCGAUAAGCCGCCAUCGGUUCUGUCACACAAGCGAGCCCUAUCAGACUCAGAAGAGGAAGGGCCGACUAAGCGCAUACGACUAGAGAAAAACAACGAACCGCCUUUUGCAAGCCAUGGCCUACCUACUGUGUCUAUUGUUAAAUCUAUGCCAAUAGCGCCCACCAACCAGACUGGACUUUUACCACCGUGCCCAAGCCUUACACGUUGUCAGGCAUCCGUGACCCUGUCAUUGGCGGACAGUCACCCAGGCGACAAGACUGGAGCGGAGUUUGAUGAAGACACUUUGAACCUAUUCAUCUCUGAGCUUGAUUUCAGCAUUCCUGAAGCGCCUAUCUCGAUUUGGGAUGAAAGCCUGUCAAAUAGCGUCCUUGAAACAAGCCUCUUUGAUUUCUCCUCACUCGACCCAGGAAAACGAUUGAGCUCAGGGCAUUCAUAUGACCUCAAUGAGCUAUCUGCAUCCAUUCCUGUUACGAAUGCACCUUUGACUGCAUCCGAAGAUGCACUUCUGGCAGCCUGCGCUCCACAGCAGAACGUACUUUCGCUCUCCAACGCAUCCAGCGGGCUCAUCAGCGAUGCCCACAACCUCAGCAUGGCGGCACAGAGUACAAGCUGCAAUCCGAUUUCGUUUUCUGCUCUGGACCUCGAGUUUUUGGAAAGCCUCGGAAUUGCGCCGCAGCCGCAGCCGCAGGACGCGCCUUCAUCCUCUGCUCACAAUCAAGACGUGCCCACAACACUCGUCGAUGUUCCCUCGUCUUCCCAACUGGCCGACCUCGCGAUAAGCGGGCCAGAGCUCGCUAACAAGCUUGUUUCAGAGGCAUACAGGCUUCCGCAAGAAGUCUUUGGAUAAGUUCAGAUGUUCUCAAUUCAUUUUAACUCAUUUUCAUAUACAACUUAUCAAUUCACCCGCACAUUUGGACUGACCGCAUCACUGGACAUAUCUCUUCUCGCACAUUUCAUCGUUCUUCCCCUACAUCCUUGGAUGGAUAGAAUUAUUCUUUUUUAUUUUGCG